CUUGGCCGCCAAUCCAUCAUCGCUCUGCGUACCCGGAGUCUGUGCUGCCCUGACCCCGCGACGUCGCGGCGUGGCGGGCUGAUGCCCUAGAAUCGGCCCUUGAAGUUGGAGCGGUCGCUCACAAUAUGCCCGCUGGCAGGCACCGUCCACCACAUUGUACCAGGACUGGGAGAGCCUGGCGCGGCGUUGUAAAAUUUUUCAUCCACACAUCCUUCCGUCCAUUCACAUAUUUGGGGCGGCUUCUCGUGGCACCGUGCGGACAGGCCGGAGUUUCUGCGCAGGAUUCGUCCAUGAUACUAUCCCCUCCCAUUUCACACGACCAGAAAAGUUUGCGGCCAUGGCCAUACCCCAACCGGCUUAGCACGCCACCCCCGGGUUCGACAUCUGGUUUGCUCGACAAAACCUCGUCCUGCAUUGGACCAAAGAUGGUCAUCUGCAGGAAUGAAACGACACCGACGAACUCACACCGGCUUUCUCGGGGUGCAGCUCAGCGACUCAGACGCCGCAUAUCCGACUCUAACCAGGGCGCUGCCUCGAGCUGCAUUAUGUUGUCGGUUCCCUGGACUACUCGCCAGUCAGCAUGGUUUGGAACACCACUAGACCGAUAUCGACCUGUCGAAUCGCUGCAACGAGUGAGACACGAAGUCGACUCUGCCUGCAUCGAACUCCUAAAUUAGGACCGAAAACCUUGGGAGACACCUCAGGAAAUAGAUCCUGCAUCUGCCUGAGACAUUGUGUCUUCUCUCAGACACCCGGGUUUACCCAACUGCUGUGCCAUCCCGCCAACGGCCAGAACCGUCGAUGAGUAUUGGGCCCUGUUCCUGCACCUGACCUCGUUGUCUUCGUUACACAAAACAUCGGCCGUCAAACGUCGCAUUCAGGGCCAGCCCUGCCAGUGCCAUGCACCGGUCACGUUUGCCAGUGAGGGCCAUUUUGGCAGUUGCCAAACCCCAAUAAUCGGUCGCAAGCGGGAGCGUUUGACGGAAGUUGCUCCG
Messenger RNA from Chaetomium strumarium, 995 nucleotides. RefSeq lists its product as uncharacterized. The transcript has a single exon. Lineage: Eukaryota; Fungi; Ascomycota; Sordariomycetes; Sordariales; Chaetomiaceae. The record is from RefSeq and is a predicted model, not a curated record. The coding region runs from base 126 to 677 and encodes 183 amino acids.